AUGAAGCGGAGAGCGGGAAGCAGAGCGCCCGGCGUCUACAGCACCAGCACAACCAGGACUUCGGCAGUUCAGCUUUUUUAUCAUCAGAGGAACUUCAUAAGCUUAAGAGAGGCUCUACUCGAAUUAUCAGACGAAGAGAGGAGGAAAUUCAAAGGAAUUUAUGCUGCCUCAAAGAAAGCAUUUGUUGCUCUUGGGGACCAGUGCAGUAACUGGCAGGAGAAAAUCAUUGCUCUGGGUGCUGAUGGGGCUGCUAAUUUGGGCAGCAAAGGGGGUGUCAUAACCCUUCUGCAGCAAGAGGCAGGUGACCACAUUGUGCCUUUCCACUGUAUGCCUCACAGAUUGGAAUUGGCAAUGUUGUCAGUGCAGAGGGACAAUCCAAUGAUGGGACAAUUGUACGACCUUCUACAUUUAAUUUGGAAGACGUACCAUUUCAGCCCAAAAUCAAUGAGAGAGCUGAGGGUCAUUUGGGCUGACUUGGGGGUAAAUGUGCUGAUGCCCAGUGGGGUGAAGGGGACAAGGUGGCUCCCACAUGUGUCAAGGGCCCUGGAGACCUUUCUUAAACCAGGACAGUUCACGGCUGUGUACUACCAUAUGGACCAUUUGGUAGGCUCCUCUGCCAAUGCAGACAUUGCAGGCCGAGCUACAAAGGCCAGUGCAUUCUUUCAGAAUAUUCCUUUCAUUAGAGACACUUACGCCAUUGUUAUUGAUUGA
This is a messenger RNA of Onychostoma macrolepis, 711 nucleotides long. Its product is annotated as zinc finger protein 862-like. The record is from RefSeq and is a predicted model, not a curated record. The coding region runs from base 1 to 711 and encodes 236 amino acids. The transcript is spliced from 4 exons. Lineage: Eukaryota; Metazoa; Chordata; Actinopteri; Cypriniformes; Cyprinidae.